AUGUCGCUGUUCCAUCGCAACCUCCGCUCCAUGGAGCCGAGUCACUUAACAAUCCAGACCUACUCCAGCUUUGAUUUCGGUCUUUCCACGGAGCUGGCCUUUGUUGUGGAGCCCAGCGAUGACAUAGCCGUCCAAGAGAAGCCCCUGAUACUCUACUGCCAGGUGGAAGGAAUCCAGCCCAUCGCCAUCACGUGGAGGAAGAACGGGGCGAUGGUUGUGGACAGUGAGAACACCUUCAUGCUGGCCAACGGGUCGCUCUACGUCUCCCACUUCCAGAAGCUCCGGGGGGAUGGCUCGUCUGACGAGGGAGAGUACGACUGCAUGGCUCAGAACCGCUACGGCCUGGUGGUUAGCCGGAAGGCCAGGAUUCAGGCAGCAACUAUGUCUGACUUCCACAUUCACCCACAGAAUGCAGUUGUGGAAGAAGGAGGUAUUGCACGGUUCCAGUGUCAGAUCCAUGGGUUACCAGAGCCUGUAAUCUUGUGGCAAAAGAAUCGUGUCCCCAUCAGUACAGAUAACAAAAGGUACACGCUGCUUCCAAAGGGAGUCCUGCAGAUCACUGGGCUGAGAGCUGAAGACAGUGGGAUUUUUCACUGUGUUGCUACAAAUAUUGCGAAUGUGAAAUUCAGCCGGGAAGCCAGACUCACCGUGUCAGGCUCCCGCUCGACUGCUUACAAGGAUCCCAUGAUUCUUGUUGGCCCGGAAAACCUCACCCUGACUGUGCACCAGACUGCUAUCCUGGAAUGUGUUGCCACUGGAAACCCAAGGCCAAUUGUGUCCUGGAGUCGACUAGAUGGCCGCCCGAUCGGUGUGGAAGGGAUUCAGGUGCUUGGGACAGGAAAUCUCAUGAUUUCUGACCUCACUGUGCAGCAUUCGGGGAUAUAUGUGUGUGCAGCAAAUAAACCUGGCACCAGGGUGCGGAGAACGGCCCAGGGAAGGCUGGUUGUACAAGCCCCUGCCGAGUUUGUGCAGCAUCCUCAGUCCAUUUCCAGGCCGGUGGGGACCACUGCCAUCUUCACAUGCUUGGCGCAAGGCGAACCCCCGCCUCAGAUCACCUGGCUGAAGAACGGGCAGAUCUUGGAACCUGGUGAUCAUGUUAAACUGAAGAAUAACAACAGCACACUCACCAUUUACGGGAUCAGCCAGAUGGACGAAGCCAUCUACCAGUGCAUUGCGGAGAACAGUGCCGGCUCCACUCAGGCCAGCGCCCGCCUGACUGUGCUAUGGGCCGAGGGGCUGCCAGGCCCUCCCCAGAAUGUGAAAGCUGAGACCGUCUCUGCGACCACCAUCCAGGUGUCCUGGAGCGAGCCUCUGCAGAAUACCAAGGAGAUCAUCGGCUAUGUGCUGCACAUAAGGAAGGCUGCAGAUCCGGUGGAGAUGGAGUACCAGGAGGCCGUGAGCAAAAGCACCUUCCAGCAGCUCGUGACUGACUUGGAGCCCUCAACCAGUUACAGCUUCUACAUCAAGGCGUACACCUCCCGGGGAGCUAGCAAAGCCUCUGAUGCCAUGGUGGUGAGCACGCUGGGAGAAGUCCCAGCGAUGCCUUCCCUCUUCAUUAAAGUUAUUAACAGCACCGCUGUCCAAGCCACCUGGGAGCCUUCCAUCAAGCUGGGCCAACAUGAAGGGUUCAAGCUCUACUACCGUAAAGUUCACCUCUCCCAGUAUACUGGGCCAACAUUACUGCCCAGCAAUGUUACGUCUUACAACAUUACUCACUUAGACCCAUCGGUGGUGUACGAAGUCAAACUCCUUGCAUAUAACCAGCACGGGGAUGGAAAUUCCACGGUUCGCUUUGUGUCCCUCCGAGAAACGGUGGAGAGGACAGUGCUGAAUCCCCCAUGCGACUGCCUAAAAGAUGAGCAGAGCAAUAAGACAUCCACCACUGGCAUCAUCAUUGGGAUCCACAUCGGCGUCACAUGCAUUAUAUUCUGCGUCCUCUUCCUCAUGUUCGGGUACAGAGGAAGACUGCUGAUGUGCAAAAAUGUCCAGGAGCAGCUGUCGACUCCACAGAUCCCAAGGAGCCAGAGGAAUGCCACAGGCCUGGUGCUGAAUGGAGCAGCUCGGAGGGACAGGGAUGAUCUGGACCUGAACAGAAAGCAGCUGGAUAUGAAUGAACUGGAAAGGCUGUUUCCUGCGUUGCCUUUGCAAGAGCAGCAGGAUAAGGGAAUUAUGCCGGAUCACGUCCCACCUACCUCACAUGAUGAGACCCAGAUAUCGACGCUUCCACUGGAUGAGUUCAGCAUCAUAGAAGAGCAGCUGGACCCCCCAUCCAAAAGCCGGGCUCCUGAUGACCAUGGUGGACCACCACCCCACUUCAGCCAAGAGGCCCCGGCUUCGAACCACAGUCCCAGCAAUGAAGGAUAAUUGCCAAGUCUUUCAGCUUCUUGUAGGAAUCACCAGGAACCAUUUCCAUGUCUGGUGAUGUCUUUACAAUGAUUCGUCAAUCUCAGGUCAAAUUUAAGAUUUCUAUGGUCUGAUUUUUUUAUUGUUUUGUUUUGUUUUAUUAUACACACACACACGCACAC
Alligator sinensis (Chinese alligator) is the source of this 2525-nucleotide messenger RNA. RefSeq names its product immunoglobulin superfamily DCC subclass member 3 (gene IGDCC3). Gene Ontology annotation, molecular function: protein binding. The coding region runs from base 1 to 2364 and encodes 787 amino acids. Gene Ontology annotation, cellular component: plasma membrane; axon. NCBI's taxonomy places the organism in Eukaryota, Metazoa, Chordata, Crocodylia, Alligatoridae. The transcript is spliced from 14 exons. Gene Ontology annotation, biological process: cell-cell adhesion; axon guidance. The record is from RefSeq and is a predicted model, not a curated record.